UUUCAGGAUCAAUGUUUGUUAGUACUUCAAAUAAUGUAUCUUCAGGUACCUUCUUCUGAAACCAUUGUAUUGCAAAACACUCUUCUAUUGCAUCUGUGUGAUGCAAUCUUCUUAAAUGAUUGAAUUGAGCUGGACUUAGGUCCAUAUUCCCUUCACCUUGCAAAGUAAUGAAUUGACCAUUCUGGAAGAACUUCAGUGUCAGUGUUGCAUAGUCAGUAACACGUGGACCAAGUGUUGCUAGCCAAGUCGAUCCUAAAAUCACAUUUGCACCAGAGAAUUGUAACAGAUGCAUAUCAAUAUUGACUUCUUGACCUUGGAUCUGCAAUGGUCAUUGUUGAAUCAGGCCUUCUGCACUUAUAGUUGUAGGCUAAGGUAACAACUUUGCUUACCGUUAUAGGUUCCAUCGCUUUCACAUCUCUACUAUUAUCAUCUUGUUAUUCACUGAGAAAACAAUCUAUAAUAAUCAAAGAACUGAUAUGCCUUAAAUAUCCAAUCCAUUAGGUUUUUCUCAUCAAAUCUAUGAAAAUAAAGUUUGACAUGUCUCACUUGAAAUGGAGUAUUCGGUGGUUCACUCUACUCCAUUUCAGUAUAUUUCAUUCCGGUUCAUUCCGAUCUAGUGAUUCAAUCCAAACUGAUGUUACAUAUAUGUGAAUAUAAAUAAGAAAACUGUUUGACACUGACACAUUCCUAACAUAUUCUAAAGAAAUAAAAAAUUACUUCUGUAUGGCAUGCCAGCUAUUGGAGACUGGAUUGGCAUUACCUAGAUUCAGGGUUGACUUAUCUAUCCCAUUUACUGAUUGGUUAACUCAUAGCCACAUGUUAUAUCUAACCCAUUUUAUCAUGAAAAUAUAAGACCAUUCUACAAAAUAAGACAAAACCAUAAGGCAAUACUGAGUGGAAUAUAGAUCUGCUCCAAGUUAACCAAAACUACUCAAGAUUAUUAAUACUUCACUAUUUCAGCAUUCAGGGAAAUGGAGGCAAAACCAGAUGGUUGUGUGAGUGAACUGAAGAAUGAACUGAUUGAAAUGCUUAAAGGAGUGGUUGUUCCAGAAUUGUCUGGAAUCCAUGAACAAUACAUAUACAAAGUACCACCAAGAAUUCGCCAAGCUAAUCCACAAGCUUAUACACCUCAAGUCAUUUCCAUUGGUCCUUUUCACAGUCCACAUGGUUCAACUAGUGACAACAUUUUGCACCAAAUGGAACAACUCAAACUCAAAUAUCUCAAAGGGUUUCUAAAUAGAACAAACCUGUCUCUGGAUGAUUUAGUUUCCAAAUUUCAAGAGUGGGAAAAUAGAAUCAGAAAUUGUUAUGCAGGGCUUUUUAGCUUUAACAGCAAAGAUUUCUUAAAAAUCAUUAUAGUUGAUGCAUGCUUCAUAAUUGAACAUUUUCUUAGGUUUUUUAGAUACAAAAAUUGGAUGCAAAAUGACCCUAUAUUACUAAAACCUUGGUUACUUAGUGACAUUAAACGCGACUUAGUACUCCUUGAAAAUCAGCUACCAUUUUUUGUUCUUGAAGAUAUAUACAAAUUAGCUAGCCUAAACCUUGAAUUUCCUUCCUUUCUUACAAUUAGUAUAUAUUAUUUUCAACAAUUCAACCAACAGAACAUGAAUUCAGGAAGAGUACAAUGUCCAAAACACUUCACAGAUCUGUUAAGAACAUUUUUGCUGCCGUCAUCAUUUGAUUUUGUACAAGAAGAACUGGGAGAUGCAAUUGAACAUGUAUACAGUGUGAGUCAAUUAUCAGAAGCAGGAUUAGUAUUUGAAGCAAGUGAAAGUAAAUGCUUACUUGACUUGAAUUUUGAUGACAAGGGUGUACUGAAAAUGCCAUGUUUUCAUGUCCAUGAUACAACAGAGAUAUACAUGAGGAAUAUAUUAGCAUUUGAAGAAUGCCACAUUUCAGAUCAAGAUUCAUGUUACAUUUCUCAGUACUUGAGUAUCUUAGAUUUUCUUAUUAAUACAGAAAAAGAUGUGAGCAUCUUGGUUGAUAAGAAAAUCAUUGUGAAUUGGAUGGGUGAUGCUAAUGCAGUGGCUGCAAUGGUUAACAAUCUUUGCAAAAAUGUUUCAAUGCCUACACUGAAUUCAAAAUAUAUAUCUAUAUGUUAUAGGUUAAAUGGUUUCUAUGAAAACCCUACCAAUAAAUAUAAGGCUAUAUUUAUACAUGAGUACUUCAACACUCCUUGGAAAAUAGCAUCUACUGUAACUGCUGUGUUGCUGCUUUUGUUUACUCUUAUCCAGGCUGUAUGUUCAAUCUGCUCACUUUAAUAAUGUAUUGGAAAGGAUAACUCUUAUUGUCUAACAAGUUACAAGUUGAUACAAGAUUGAUGAUUUUCUUCAUACCACUUUGUUUCAUAUUGUUCAAUGUUUAUCUCUUCUCAUCCCACAUUCCAAAUUUA
Vicia villosa (hairy vetch) is the source of this 2392-nucleotide messenger RNA. Its product is annotated as UPF0481 protein At3g47200-like. The coding region runs from base 972 to 2261 and encodes 429 amino acids. The record is from RefSeq and is a predicted model, not a curated record. NCBI's taxonomy places the organism in Eukaryota, Viridiplantae, Streptophyta, Magnoliopsida, Fabales, Fabaceae. The transcript is spliced from 2 exons.